Messenger RNA from Myxocyprinus asiaticus (Chinese sucker), 1077 nucleotides. Its product is annotated as hypoxanthine-guanine phosphoribosyltransferase-like. Gene Ontology annotation, molecular function: hypoxanthine phosphoribosyltransferase activity; magnesium ion binding. Lineage: Eukaryota; Metazoa; Chordata; Actinopteri; Cypriniformes; Catostomidae. The transcript is spliced from 9 exons. Bases 1 to 675 code for a protein of 224 amino acids. The record is from RefSeq and is a predicted model, not a curated record. Gene Ontology annotation, biological process: purine ribonucleoside salvage; GMP salvage; IMP salvage.
AUGACCAAUGAUAUGGCAGAUGACCAGACAAAAGAACCAGGCGUUAUUGAUGAUGGUUGGCCAGGUUACAAUUUAGACUUGUUCAAUUAUCCUGAGCAUUACCAUGGUGACCUGGAGUGUGUGUACAUCCCUCAUGGAGUCAUUAUGAACAGGAUUGAGUGUCUGGCUAGAGACAUCCUGGAAGACCUUGGACAUCAGGACAUGAUACUUCUGUGUGUCCUGAAGGGUGGAUUCAAGUUCUGUUCUGAUCUGGUGGAGUCCAUCAAAGCUCAGAGCUGCAGCGCCAACAAAAUACUGACCACCAGAGUCGAGUUUAUCCGCUCCAAGAGCUAUCUGAAUGACCAGUCCACUGAAGACCUGCAUAUUAUUGGACCAGAGGAUUUAUCCAUGCUGAAAGGAAAGAAUGUCUUGAUUGUGGAGGCAAUAGUGGACACUGGAAAGACCAUGAGAGCACUUCUUCAGCAUGUGGAUUCUUUCCAGCCCAAAUUGGUUAAAGUUGCCGGGCUGCUGGUGAAGAGGCUUCCUCACGGGGCGGCAACACUCCCAGACUAUGUUGGAUUUGUCAUUCCCAAUCGUUUUGUGGUGGGUUACGCUCUUGCCUACAAUGAGUACUUCAGAGAACUCAAUCACAUCUGCAUCAUCAGUGAGACAGGCAAACUGAAAUAUAAAGUGUAAGAAAACUCCUUUCAAGAGGAAUGGACAGUUAUAUGACCGUAACAUAUGUACACCCCAUUCUGACACAAUGUUACUGACAUCAGAUUCUGCAACUGACAUGCUGAAUUAUGUUUGAAAUAUUAUGUAUUGAGUUUUGUAUGUAUUGGGUAAAGAUGGAGAGCAAUACUAACAUGUCAUAUGAUGCAAAAAAACAAACUUCUGUGUUCCAUUUUAUACUGUAUGUCCUAUCCAACUAAGAGCAGAAAAUCAUUUGUUUUUGUGACUUUCCCCGAGGCCAUACAUGUCACAGUUUUAAGUCUCAGUGCAUCUUAAGCUGUGCCCUCACUACAGGACCAAAAUUGCUGUACUGCUUACACAACUGUCUUUCUUGUCAUCAGUCAUGUUAUCAUAUAAAAGUGCACA